This is a messenger RNA of Dissoconium aciculare CBS 342.82, 1857 nucleotides long. RefSeq names its product malate synthase. The transcript has 3 exons. Gene Ontology annotation, biological process: glyoxylate cycle. Gene Ontology annotation, molecular function: malate synthase activity. Bases 212 to 1798 code for a protein of 528 amino acids. Gene Ontology annotation, cellular component: cytoplasm; peroxisomal matrix. NCBI's taxonomy places the organism in Eukaryota, Fungi, Ascomycota, Dothideomycetes, Mycosphaerellales, Dissoconiaceae. The record is from RefSeq and is a predicted model, not a curated record.
CGUGCUUGUCGUGGAAGCGCGGUUAAUCACUCUCGUAGCUCACAUCGCUUCUCCAAUCUUAUCCAUCUCUCUGCCUUGGACUCUCCGGGCUUUUACAUAUCAACCUUCACGAUCGCCGUCCCGCUUUCUUUUUCUCUCUGCUCCUCCCUCCUCUACUUCCUCUCUUCACCCACAACCUCGCUCACUCAUCCAACCACCCCGAGUCGCAAACAUGGUUCCUACUCCUGUCAUUGAGUCUGAGGUUCUCAAGGAUGUCAACGUCCUCGGCCGCCUCAACCCCCAGAGCCGCAAGAUCCUGAGCAAGGAAGCGUCCGUCUUCCUCGCCAUCCUCCACCGCACCUUCAACGCCCGCCGCAAGGCUCUGCUCGAGCGUCGCCAGAUCCGCCAGGCCGAGCUCGACAAGGGCGCUUCCCUCGACUUCCUUCCCGAGACCAAGCACAUCCGUGAGAACGACGCAUGGCGGGGUCCGCCGCCGGCUCCUGGUCUCCAGGACCGACGAUUGGAGAUUACCGGCCCGGUCGACAGGAAGAUGGUGGUCAACGCCUUGAACGCGGAGGUCUGGACCUACAUGGCCGACUUUGAGGAUGCCUCGGCGCCCACCUGGGACAACAUGAUCGGCGGUCAGGUCAACCUCUACGAUGCUAUUCGCAAGCAGAUCGACUUCAAGCAGGGCGAGAAGGAGUACAAGCUCCGCACCGACCGCGUCCUCCCCACCCUCAUCGUCCGCCCUCGAGGAUGGCACUUGGAGGAGAAGCACUUCGUUGUCGACGGCGAGCCCAUGUCCGGUAGCUUGUUCGACUUCGGCCUGUACUUCUUCAACAACGCCGAAGAGUUGGUCAAGCGUGGUCGCGGCCCAUACUUCUACCUGCCCAAGAUGGAGAGCCACUUGGAGGCCCGUCUGUGGAACGAUGCCUUCAACCUCGCUCAGGACUACAUUGGCAUGCGCCGCGGUACCAUCCGUGGUACUGUCCUCAUCGAGACCAUCCUCGCCGCGUUCGAGAUGGACGAGAUCAUCUACGAGCUCCGUGAGCACUCUUCCGGCCUCAACUGCGGCCGAUGGGACUACAUCUUCUCCGUCAUCAAGCGAUUCCGUCAGAACAGCCAAUUCAUCCUUCCCGACCGAUCCCAGGUCACCAUGACCUCACCCUUCAUGGACGCCUACGUGCGCCUACUCAUCAAGACCUGCCACCGUCGCGGUGUCCACGCCAUGGGUGGUAUGGCCGCCCAGAUCCCGAUCAAGCACGACAAGGCCGCCAACGACAAGGCCAUGGACGGCGUCCGCGCCGACAAGCUCCGUGAGGUGCGCGCCGGCCACGACGGUACCUGGGUCGCUCACCCGGCCCUCGCUCCCAUCGCCGCCGAGGUCUUCAACAAGCACAUGCCCACCCCUAACCAGUUCCACGUCCGCCGCGAGGAGGUCGAGGUCAGCGCCAACGACCUGCUCAACAUGAACGUGCCCGGUCAGAUCACCGAGAACGGUAUCAAGGUCAACUUGAACAUCGGUAUCGGCUACAUGGAGGGCUGGCUCCGUGGCGUCGGCUGUGUCCCGAUCAACUUCUUGAUGGAGGACGCCGCCACCGCCGAGGUCUCCCGCUCCCAGCUGUGGCAGUGGGUCAAGCACGGCGUCACCACCGCCGAGGGCAAGAAGGUCGACAAGCAGUACGUCCUCAGCCUGCUCAAGCAGCAAGCCGAGGAGCUCGAGCGCAAGGGCCCCAAGGGCAACAAGUACAAGCUCGCCGCCAAGUACUUUGCCACCCAGGUCACCGGCGAGGAGUACGCCGAGUUCUUGACUUCGUAAGUUUUUUUUUUGCCUUCCCUUAUCUCGUCCAGACUCACACUAUCCCCAUUCUAUGAUAU